AUGGCACAGUAUGCUAAUAGUAUCUUGUCAAUAGUCGAAACCGCCCAGAGAAAGGCUCGCGUUUCUGAAUUCCUGGAUCUACACGUCCGAAUGCCUAUGGGCAAUGUGGCAAUUUCGGCCGAGGCUGCGUCAGAGAAGGAUUUCGAGGGCUACAUCAAGGGCCAGUAUCUUCGCGUCCGUUUCUCGCUUCAGGGAGAUGCUCAAGUCGAGGUCGACAACUGGGGGAUGCCGUACAAGAACAAGGACAGCCAGUGCGAAGCAUGGUUGAACGGCGACAAGUCGGUGGCCAAUAUCCGCUUGCUCGACUUUUUGCAAGGGCCCGACUUCUACAUCACAGCCAAGAGAUCGAACAAUGCUGAUGGCUUCCUCAAAAAGUGUACCCAAGCUCUGGAGCUUGAGAAGGUCGAACAGUUCCCUUACGGCGAGGAGCACUUCUGGAGCAUUGCCAGAUACCGAGAGUCAAGCGAGUACAUCAAGGGAGAGCAGUUUGGACUAUGCAUGCGCUUCGACGACGACAACGCACAUGUAUCCGCCAUAUCGCAAGCUGUCGUCCAAGAUCAAUACUGGGUUGCUGAAGAGGCCAUCAACAUCUUCUGCCAGAAGCGCCCGGCUCAUGCAGUGCCCAAGGGCCCCGAGUAUCCCGAAGCCAAGUUCGCAGAGUCGUGGUCACGACUGCAGAACCAGGACACGGACCAGGCCGGUCUCUGCUUCUUCGACAACACCGAGGAUCUGACUGUCCCAUUGGACUUCAAUGUCUGGAAUUGGGGCAAGGACGCAGAUGCCAGGAAACACUUCAUAGGCGCCCGCGUCAUUGAGGCACCCAAUGCCAUCCCAGUCCUCAAGAACCAUGGCAUCCAGGAGAAUGACUUCGUGUUGGACAUUACGGGGUGUCCGCAGGGAUUCACGGAGAAGGACCCCCCCUUGAAGUUCGCGCAGUUCGCCUCCCGAACCGUCGCUGACGCCGCCCUCAACAAAGAUCGCGGGUCUUGGAACACAGUGACCAUCGCACUGGAUCCGCAACUCGGGGACGCGGAGCAGCUGGUCAACUCUGUCUGGGAGUUGCGCGAAGGCGGGAUGCCGACCAACCCGCUGGCCUACGGUGUUGUCGACAAACGGAUGCCGACACCGAUCCAGACGUUCAAGCACGACGCGCCAACUGCAGAGCUCAAGCUUGCCAUGGCCCGGCAUCGCGAAAUCUGGUCUGGCCGUGGAUUCUGGCGCACUCAGCUGGCGGCUGCCAAUCCUUCCCUGCUCGACACCAGUCCGGAGGCGAAACUCGCUUCCAUGUCGCUCAAGCCGCUUUCUCUUGGCGAGCGAGAAUGGAGCCUCCCCACAGCGGAUCUCCUCCCUGAGGAUAGUCUCUACUGGGCUGCUCUUCAGUGUGAGGUCGACGCGGAUGACCAGGCGCAGUUUGAGCGCCACAUGGCUCAAGUACCCCUCGGCAUAGCCAUUAUCUCGGCUGGAGCAGGAUACGGCAAGACGACUCGUGUGGCGGUUGCCACGCUCAGCCUGACCGACCGCGUCAAGAAGGUCUACGCCAGCGGCCCAACACACAUUGCAGUGAACAACUUUGUCGAGCGUACCGACCGUGUCGAUGUUGCGGCUGUUGCUUACUGCCGAGAGGGAGAAUGUGGUGACGAGAAUCGCGUGCGUCGCUUUAUCGUCCGCGGUCGUCUGGCCGAUGACAAUGUCCGAGCUGCUCGUCGACUCCUCGAGAACCCGGAUGCUACCGAGGCUGAGCUUUUCCCUUGGCAGGUUGGUCGCAACAAUCGCUGGCAGCUUCAUUUGUCCCUGGCGUACUGGGUGCUCAAGGCCUUGGGGUCCCCUGCCGUUCCUGAACUCGUUGAAACCGAUCCUGAAGCUAUCUGGGAACUGCGGGCGCAGCUUGUAUCCGUCCACGGUGGGCAGGCCAUGGUAGACGCAAUCAAGGCUCGAGAUUGGGAUGCCAUUGUGGCUGACGACAACAUCUCCGGAAAAUCCUUGGAGACGUACAUGAAGAUGCUGCUGAAAAAGGCCGACAUUGUGUUCUCAACACCGGCCAUGAGCAACAAGGGCGAGCACUGGGCUUGGAAACGGCUGAACACAGCAGGCUAUGCUGUUGAUGAGGCGGCCAAUAUGAAGCGCGCCGAUAUGACCCGUGUCUGGGGCAAUUCCUCGCUUCCUAUUGUCAUGGCAGGUGACGGUGAGUUCAUAACUGUCUAUGCUUACACACGAAUGGAGAAGGCUGACUAUUGUGCAGAUGAGCAACUGGAGCCAACGGUGAUGACCGAGCGCAACCAGGAUGCCGAAGGGCGCUAUCUCAACCGCCACUUCCAGGACGGCAAAGUGUCAGCGAUGCAGUGGUUCAAAGCCCAUGGCUGGCCUGUCUAUGUCUUGGUCAAGCAGUACCGCAUGGCGAAGGGUAUGAUGGAUGCCAUCUGCCCUAUCAUCUACCCAGACGUCGACCUUGUCUAUGCCCCGUCGUGCGACAUUGACCAAGAGCAACACGCACUCGGCAUCCUGCUGGACCAGUUUUUGCGCCAAAGGUUCGAUACUAUCCAGCCUGCGCCCGCCGACCGCCUAUACCCAGCCUUUCUACACUGCCCCGAGACGUCGACAUACACAAACCCGGUCACGCACGGCAAAUCAAACUCCCAGCAGUGCUUUGUGCAAUGGAUUGAGGGUCAGGGCAAGACCAUCGAGCGGUCGCAGCUUGUGAUCAUCUGCCCUUACAAGGCAAACCUGGGCGUGUUGGAAAUGCUGCGCAAACAGGCCAAAUACCGCUGCCUUGAUGGCGUGCCUCCUGCCGCCACCGUCGACUCGUACCAGGGUAAAGAGGGCGAUCUGGUCUGUGUUGUGCUUGGGACGACCAGGCAGAGCACGGCCGGAUUCACAUCCAACCGCAACCGCCUCAACGUCAUGUGUACGAGGCAACGGUGCGGCCUGGUUCUCGUCGGUGACGUUCACGUCAUGGGUGCUGUGGACGGUGUGGAGGAUGCGCCGAAGCCCAUGGCGAAGGGCAAGGGGGGCAAAGCGAGGGGCGGAAAGGUACAACGGUCGUACACGGCAACGGGCGAGGCCACCUUUUCCAAUGUGACCGGCCCGUUGCAGGAUUUGCUAAAGUGGCUUGGCGCCAAAAAGCGCGUGGGCAUCCUGAAGAGCGUCGCGGAGAAUAUGGGGUCGAAAGAAGAACUGUAG
Emericellopsis atlantica is the source of this 3177-nucleotide messenger RNA. RefSeq names its product AAA domain-containing protein. Gene Ontology annotation, molecular function: 5'-3' DNA helicase activity. The transcript is spliced from 4 exons. Bases 1 to 3177 code for a protein of 1058 amino acids. The record is from RefSeq and is a predicted model, not a curated record. NCBI's taxonomy places the organism in Eukaryota, Fungi, Ascomycota, Sordariomycetes, Hypocreales, Bionectriaceae.